CUAUUUCUCCUCCCAUUCAUUACUUCACAUGGCCUGAUUAGUCUCAGUAUGUCAAUUUCUCUCAUUUCAAAGAAAAGAAAAGCUUUUAUAAGUCAACCAGCACCUGCUGGCUACGUACCAGGACUAGGAAGAGGUGCUACUGGCUUUACCACUCGAUCAGAUAUUGGGCCAGCUCGUGAAGCAACUGAUGUUCCUGACGAGAGGCACGCCCGUUUGCAAAAGAAGGCACGCCCACAUGAAGACGAUGACGACCCGCCAGAACCGGAAGAAGAGGAUCUUAACGAUGCAAACUAUGAUGAGUUUUCAGGUUAUGGCGGUAGCCUGUUUUCGUCAGGUCCUUAUGACGCUGAUGACAGAGAGGCUGAUCAGAUUUAUGACACGAUUGACAUGAGAAUGGACGACAGGAGGAAAGAGAGGAGGGAGAAAAAAUUUCAGGAAGAGAUUGAAAAAUAUCGACAAGAGAGGCCAAAAAUACAGCAACAGUUCUCUGAUCUCAAGCGUCAAUUGGCUGUUGUUUCAGAUGAUGACUGGUUGAAUAUCCCGGAAGUUGGCGACGCUCGUAACAAGAAGCAAAGAAACGCUCACAUAAGACCAGACCGCUAUACUCCAGUCCCUGACUCUGUGUUACAGAGGGCUCUUGCAGGUGGUCAUAAUUCCCUUUCUAAACAGCAACAGUUGUUGGGAGGGUUCGCAACCCCUUAUCCAGGGACUAUGACGGGGACCAUGACACCGGGAGUCUCUACGUCAACUCGUAUCGACUUGAAUCAAAUCGGAGAAGCACGUAACUCUAUGCUGGGGAUAAAACUAGACCAGGUUUCUGAUUCCGUUUCUGGUCAAACUGUUGUUGAUCCUAAAGGAUACCUCACUGACUUGAAUAGCAUUACACCUCAAACAUCAGGAGAUGUGAAUGAUGUCAAAAAAGCUCGUCUGUUGUUAAAGUCAGUUAUUACUACUAAUCCAAACCACGCCCCCGGGUGGGUGGCGGCCGCUAGACUGGAGGAGGUCACCGGUAGAAUGCAAAUGGCACGAAACAUAAUAAUGAGGGGGUGUGAAGUGUGCUCUAAGAAUGAGGAUGUGUGGGUAGAAUCAAUAAGACUCCAGCCUCCUGAGAAUGCUAAGCUAGUAGUUGCUCAGGCGAUAGGCCACAUACCGCAAUCAGUGAAGAUAUGGCUGAAAGCUGUUGAGUUGGAAUCGGACGUACCAGCAAAGAGAAGAGUCCUACGCAAGGCAUUGGAGAACAUACCGUCAUCAGUGAGACUAUGGAAGGAAGCUGUGGAGCUAGAGGAACCAGAAGAUGCAAGAAUAUUACUAGGAAGAGCUGUUGAGUGCUGUCCUGCUAGCGUUGAGUUGUGGCUGGCAUUGGCUCGGCUUGAAAACUAUGACAAUGCGCGUAAAGUUCUAAAUAAAGCCCGUGAGAAUAUACCCACCGAUCGUAAGAUUUGGAUAUCAGCAGCAAGACUGGAGGAGUCACAGAAUAACAUACACAUGGUCAGCAAGAUCAUUGAAAGAGCAAUAAGUUCAUUACAGUCCAAUGGUGUUGAGAUCAACAGAGACCAGUGGAUAAAAGAGGCAGAGGAAGCAAACAAGUCUGGAUCAGUCCACACUGCUCAAGCCAUCAUUCGCUUAGUUAUUGGCUACGGCAUUGAAGAAGAAGACAGACUAGACCAAUGGACGGAAGAUGCCGAGAGCUGUGCAGCCAACGAAGCCUAUGAGUGUGCCCGGGCUAUAUAUGCUCAUAUGCUGACAGUGUUUCCAAAGCAGAAGAAUAUAUGGCUUGAGGCAGCUUAUUUUGAGAAGGAUCAUGGAUCUGGAGAGUCCCUAGAGGCUUUGCUACAGAAAGCAGUUCAGAAUUGUCCUAAAGCUGAAGUCCUUUGGCUAAUGGCUGCUAAAUCUAAAUGGCUCGCUGGUGACGUUCCUUCCGCUCGUUCUAUACUCUCUCUGGCAUUUCAAGCUAAUCCUAAUAGCGAAGAGGUGUGGCUUGCUGCCGUUAAACUUGAGAGUGAGAACAACGAGUUCGAGAGAGCUAGGAUCCUAUUGGAGAAGGCAUGGGCCAGUGCAGGUACUGCAAGAGUAAUGAUGAAGUCAGUGAAACUGGAAUGGGUACUCAAUAAUAUGGAGAAAGCUUUUAAACUAACAAGAGAUGCACUUGAGAAACAUCCAGACUUUGCUAAACUGUGGAUGAUGCUAGGACAAAUGAACGAGCAAGAGGGAAAGAUUGAUGAAGCAAGAAUGUCUUACAUUGAUGCAUUAAAGAAGUGUCCCGGUUCUCUCCCUCUCUGGAUCCUCUACUCUCGUUUGGAGGAGAAGUCAGGUCAACCAACCAAAGCAAGAUCAGUGCUAGAGAAAGCAAGACUUAAGAACCCACGAUCGCCAGACCUUUGGUUGGAGGCCAUCAGGCUAGAGAUGCGAGGUGAUAGGAAGCCGAUAGCUCAAAACCUCAUGGCAAAAGCACUUCAAGAGUGCCCCUCCUCUGGUAAACUAUGGGCGGAGUCCAUCUUUAUGGCAACACGCCCACAAAGAAAGACCAAGAGUGUCGACGCCCUCAAAAAGUGCGAACACGACCCACAUGUAUUACUAGCGGUCGCAAAGUUGUUUUGGACGGAGAGGAAGAUCAGUAAAUGUCGUGAGUGGUUUAUUAGAGCAAUAAAGAUUGAUCCUGAUCAGGGAGACACCUGGGCUCAUUAUUAUAAAUUUGAAUUAGCCCAUGGAACACAGGAGCAACAAGAUGAAGUCCUCAAGAGGUGUGUUCAGGCUGAGCCGCGUCAUGGCGAGACAUGGUGCUCAGUAUCAAAAGAUAUCAAGAACUGGCAGAAACAUACGAAUGAUAUCCUGCCACUAGUAACAGCUGCAAUUAGUGUGCCAGUUUAAAUUGAACACUGAUAUUUUGUUUACUAAAAAAUAACAUUAAAAUAAAGCAUCAUAAUGUCUUGUCUUCUAAACUGACUCUCUCUAAUCCUAAAUAUUCCACAAAAAUUAUUGACAACAUCUUGUA
Amphimedon queenslandica is the source of this 2992-nucleotide messenger RNA. RefSeq names its product pre-mRNA-processing factor 6-like. The record is from RefSeq and is a predicted model, not a curated record. Lineage: Eukaryota; Metazoa; Porifera; Demospongiae; Haplosclerida; Niphatidae. Gene Ontology annotation, molecular function: protein binding. Gene Ontology annotation, biological process: spliceosomal tri-snRNP complex assembly; mRNA splicing, via spliceosome. Gene Ontology annotation, cellular component: U4/U6 x U5 tri-snRNP complex; catalytic step 2 spliceosome. The coding region runs from base 49 to 2868 and encodes 939 amino acids. The transcript has 19 exons.